AUGGGAGGUGCAGGGCGGGGGGGGGGCGGGGACACGUGGCGGGCUGCGAGUCGCGCCUCUGCAGCGGGAGGCGACUGGUCGCGCCUCUGCAGCAGGAGCGAUCGAGUCGCCUCUCGUCAUACAAUCUAUCCUUUGCUUCAAUCACAUAAUCUAAACUCUUUCAUGGCGUCUUCUUCGUCUUCUCGUCAAAUGAAGCAUCAAGUUUUCUUAAGCUUUAGAGGAGAAGACACACGCCUUAAUUUUACCAGUCAUCUUCUGAAAGCUUUGAAAGACACAGGAAUCAAUGUUUUCUUCGAUGAAGAUACACUGGAAAAAGGGGACCAACUUUCACUAGCACUUUCUCAAGCAAUUGCAACCUCAAAUCUUUCAAUCAUCGUUUUGUCUGUCAACUAUGCUUCUUCAAAAUCAUGCUUGGCUGAACUCUCUGACAUCAUGGACCGCAAGGAUACUGAAGGACAUAUUGUUCUUCCCAUCUUUUAUCAUGUUGAUCCUUCUGAUGUACGGAAUCUUGGUGGGAGAUUCAAAACCUCCUUUGAUGACCAUGAAUCAGAAAAGCUAGAUCAAGUACAGCAAUGGCAAACUGCCUUUGUUGAAGUUGGUAAAUUAAAAGGGUGGCAUAUAGAAGGAGGCAAAUUCGAUAGACCUGAAACCGAGUACAUUAAGGAUAUUGUUGAAUAUGUUAUGAAAAAGUUGAUGAACAGCAAGUCUGGAAGUGCUGCUGAAGAAUUGGUUGGAAUAGAUGAUAAAAAAAGGACGAUUUUGAGACUGAUUGAUCAAGAAGACAGUCGUGUAAUAGGACUUUGGGGAAUGGGUGGUAUUGGCAAAACUACCCUUGCUGAUGCUCUGUUGAAUCCUUCGGUUGAUUAUCGAGAUCUAUCGAACAAGUUUGUAGAGUACGCCCAAGGUAGUCCACUUGCUCUUAAAGUUUUGGGUUCUAAAUUGUAUACAAAGACUAAAAAAGAUUGGGAAAGUGAGGUGGAGAAGUUAAAGGAAUAUGGGCAACCAAAAAUUUUACAGAUUUUGAAGAGAAGCUUUGGUGAGUUGGAUGAAAUAGAAAAGAAUAUAUUUCUUGACAUAGCAUGCAUUUUUAAAAGGGUAUCCAAGAAAGAGGCAGAAGAAGUUCUAAGUUGCUGUUAUAAGGGUGCAGCGUGUGGAAUAAGUAACUUGAUUGACAAGUGCCUACUUGAUAUUGAUUGUAAAUAUGGUGAAUAUAUUUCUGUGCAUGAUAUGCUUGAAGAGAUGGGCAAGGACAUUGUUCGCCAAGAAUCGAAAAGCAUUGGAAUGCGCAGUAGAUUAUGGAGUCCUGAGGAUGUGGAUAAGGUGCUCAGAUAUAGUAAGGGGUCUGAAUCAAUUGAAGGAAUAACGUUAGACAUGUCUCAAAUCAAAGAUAAGCUACGAUUACAUCCUUCUGUUUUUGAGAACAUGCUUAGUCUUAAAUAUCUCGAGUUCUAUUCAUGUAACUUUGACAAGAAGCUACUUGCAGACGAACAUGAUAUUGUAUCUCUUCCUAAUGAGUUAAGGUAUCUUCGGUGGUCUUAUUACCCCUUCAAAUAUUUACCAUCAAGUUUUAAUCUGAAGAAUCUUGUUGUGUUGAAUUUAUCAAAUGGCAACAUAGAACAACUUUUGGAUGACAAUGAUCAUCAGGAUCUUGUUAAUUUAAGAAAAAUUAAUGUUUCACAAUGCAAGAAUUUAAGGAAGAUCGCUAAUCUAUUAGGAGCCAUCAACCUUAAAACACUUGACUGUAGCGGGUGUGAGAGUUUGGUUGAACUUCCUUGCUUGAAUCGUUUGACAUCUCUAGAAUUUCUUGAACUUGAGGAAUGUUAUAGUCUCAAGGAGUUUCCCGAGCUCCCAAAUAACUUUUCUGAUUUAAGUUUACAAGAAACUGGAAUAGAAGAAGUACCCGAUUCAAUUGAUCGUCUCACUAGUCUUGAAAUGUUGGUUUUGAGCAACUCGAUGGUCAAAAAUGUAUCGAGCCAUAUUUCAAAGUUGGAAUCCCUUGGUCUGUUGGAUCUUAGUUAUUGCCCAAUCGCUGAAUUCCCAGAAAUCCCAAGAAAUUUAAGAGUAUUAGAGUUACGUGGUACUCAAAUUGAAGAAGUACCAUUUUGUUUUGACUGUCAAAGUAGUCUUACGCUCUUAGAUUUGAGCUACACAAGUAUUCAAAAGCUACAGUGCAAUAUGAGCAUCUCUAGUUCUGGAGAUAUUAAAACAGCUGAUGUGCCCUCAUCGAUCACAAGGUUUGGAAACCUUGUACGUUUGAAAAUGAAUUAUUGCAAUAGCCUUAAAUUACUCUCAGAGGUUCCACCAGAUCUAAGCUACUUGGAAGCACAUGGCUGCUCGUCAUUAGAAAAAGUAACCUUCACAGAUCAAAAUCUAUUUGAACUCCCUGAUGAUAUUUUCAUGAUAUUCUCUAAUUGCUUCAAUUUGAAUCAAGAUUCAAUUGAUAACAUUUUGGAGAGUGCCAUGUUCAAAGCUGGAGCCCAAGUAGAAACAAGGACAUCGUUAUGGGAGAUUGGUUGGGAGUCACAAACGUUUUUUUGUUUCCCAGGAAAUGAAAUUUCAGCAAAUAAGUUUGAGUUUCAGAGCUUGAAUUCUUCAAUAGAUUUGAAGAUAGCCCCAAAUUGGCGUGUUGGGGGUGGAUUCUUGGCUUUUGCUAUUUGCCUUGUGGCCGAUCUAACAGACUGCUGUCACUAUAAAAAUCUUGAAUGUAUCUGUGAAUAUCAACUGAAAGCCACCGAUGAUGGUAAUGAAAAGUUCAAAACGAAGUGGUAUGAUAUGAGGAUGGAGAUUUAG
This is a messenger RNA of Gossypium arboreum, 2790 nucleotides long. Its product is annotated as disease resistance-like protein DSC1. The record is from RefSeq and is a predicted model, not a curated record. The transcript has 6 exons. Bases 1 to 2790 code for a protein of 929 amino acids. Gene Ontology annotation, biological process: defense response; signal transduction. NCBI's taxonomy places the organism in Eukaryota, Viridiplantae, Streptophyta, Magnoliopsida, Malvales, Malvaceae.